UCGCUAUCGGUUCUCAGUUGUAGUCGACAUUUAGGCGCAGAGCAUUGCGCGCUUAACGGUAAACCGUAACGGUUGUUUGCGUGCGAAAGUACAACAUUCAAUUGCAACAUUUUGAUCAACUUUAAAGUUUUUUUUGUUUUGCCAAAUAGUCCUUUAAACCUUCUAGUCCGCAGUCCGUAUUAAAUUUCGUGUGUUUAUUGCUGCUGUUGUUGUUGUUAUUGUUUACGUGUGCAGCGCGCAUAGGUCGAGCGUGCUUCAGCAUGUGGCUAUUAAAACGCGACAUUUAACAACAGCUCGGAUUACUUGAAAAUUUCGCAUCUAUUUAUAUUUUUUGCUUUUUGUUGUUGUUGUCAAUGUUGACAACAUUCAUUUGUUGUAGUCGCUGGCGUGGUGUGGGCAACAAUUGCAGUCGCGGUAUGUUUACAUUGUGGCCAUUCAAGUGGACACUGCUGUUGUUGCUCAUGUUUCUCAUUAACAAAGUGGCAGCCAAGUGGCCACCUGACGCACAGCUACGUUACGGCUAUCCGCAACAUUGGCCACGCCAAUACUUUGACGACUUUGCAAUUGAUUCGCGGAAUUUUGAUAAUGAAAAAUCUAUAGACGGAAACGGAAAUGCUGUGUUUGGCAAAACAAUCGCCGACGAAAUGACGUUGCGAGAUUUAUUGCAGCCAAAUGAUAUUGAAAUUCCUGCCGAGGAAAGACGUCAACGGCAACUGCAAUGGCUGGGCAGUUGGCUAUUUGGGCGAAGGCGACAGGAAGCAUUGCGAACGCAACAACAAACAAGCGAAGCGAAAACGUCACAACAGCAGCUAUCGGCAUAUGAAUCAAGGUUACGUAUACCUUUCGAAACUGCUGAAAAACAACAACAACUGAAGCAAGAAAAUGAUUUUGACGCAGAUGAUAUUGUCGUCUACAAGAAGGCACCUGAAUUUGUGCCAGGUGAGGAGAAAAAAACUCCAAACGAAGCGGAUAAGAGUGAGAAUGACGUCAGCGGGUCGAACGCGCUGGAAGAGGAGGAAGAGGAUGUGGAGAAACGCAAGAAACCCAUAGAAACUCUAACGGAUUAUGAUUAUAAACUGGAUAUGAGUGGUGAUAGCGAACGUUAUAAAAACGAACAACCGUUACGUACCAAACGUAUUUCGUACGCGCGUAAUCGUCGCUUGGAGUCCGGUUAUAUACCCUACACAGCAUAUCAGCACGAUCGUCAACAAGAGUUUAACGAGGCAAAGAAAUUGGCUUACAAGCGUAACAAGACCGGCAAUGUGGAUCAACGGAACUUUUUGCCCUCCAUUAGCGCUGGCGCCAUGACCCAUCUGGGCAACUUUUUUACGGAUCUCUCGAAGAAUGUGCGCUACAAUGAGAAAUCCCAACCGUUGAAUCAUGAGGAAGCGAAAUUACUAGAAGGUCAUCAUCCCUUGCGGCAGUUGCAUGAGCGCAUGGCCGGUGAACAUGAGGCUAAUGCGGAGUUACUACAUGCGAUUCGCACAUAUCGGCCGUCGCAGAAGAUACGCUCGCUGGUGGCGAUGAAUCCGCGCGGCUAUCAUGGUGCACAAUUCAUCGAUCCCAAUUACAUGUGGGUGGGUUUGGGUAAAUAGCAAUACGCGCGGCGGCGUUGUGGUAGCUGGCAUUGUGCCAUUGAUCCACCAUGUUGGCAUGGAGUUCGAGAAUGAGGUUCUCAAGUGCCCUGCUCUCCUUCUCAUAUACUCCAUACAUCCCACCACACCCCACCACACCGCGUUUGAAAUGUUACAACGAAACACCAUGAAUGCAAAUACAUACAUAUGUUAAUUAGAAUGAAGCAAA
Zeugodacus cucurbitae (melon fly) is the source of this 1803-nucleotide messenger RNA. RefSeq lists its product as uncharacterized. Bases 354 to 1595 code for a protein of 413 amino acids. The transcript has 4 exons. Lineage: Eukaryota; Metazoa; Arthropoda; Insecta; Diptera; Tephritidae. The record is from RefSeq and is a predicted model, not a curated record.